Molecule: messenger RNA, 1493 nt
Organism: Phragmites australis (common reed)
Lineage: Eukaryota; Viridiplantae; Streptophyta; Magnoliopsida; Poales; Poaceae
Product: probable staphylococcal-like nuclease CAN2
Exons: 9
Coding region: 146-1279 (377 amino acids)
Cellular component (GO): cytoplasm
Source: RefSeq, a predicted model, not a curated record
AUUCUUUCCCAUCACCUCCGGGCUGCUAGCUUUAGAACUUAGAGAAGUGGAGAAGCAUAAAGCAGCAGAGCAGAUAGACAAUAACCAAAUCAAGAAGCUAGAGGUUGAAGAAGGUAUAAUAGCUAGCUAGGGGAAGGGAUCCUCCAUGGGAAACAUCCUCAGGCGCUUAUUCAAGGGAGAUGGAGAAGACCAUCAUGACCAUGAUGGUGGUAGUGAUCACUACGUAGUGAUCCAUGCCGGCGAAUCAUGGGAUGAUCAGCCUGCAGCAGCCAGUACCACUCGGCGGCGCCAUGAUCAGCAGGCUCUAGGUCCCCAUGGCGCCAGGCCGGCCACCGUCGGCGUCGCCGCCCUGGCGCACGACAUCCUCAACUUUGAGGCCACAUCCACGAUUCCUAAAGGGCUCAUACGGCAUGGAAGAUCAUCCAAGAACACACAGGCUAAAUGGUACCAGAGUAUUUUGGAAGCAUAUAAGAAUACAUCACCACCGAAAACAUCGGCAGAGGCUGCCCAGCUAGUUGCAACAGCCCUAAGCUGGAUUCAGAGAGAUGAUUUGGAGGGUAUUCUUGCAUUUUACAACCUCCCGAUCCCAUCACUCCCUGCAGCCUCAGCAUCCUCAGGCCAUCAUCCAUCCUCACUACCAGAGGGCGUCAAGUUUGUGAUGAACACUUUGCCGGUCGACAACAGGUGCAUUGGAGAUGGUGAUGGCUUUAAUCCCUAUGUUAACACAACAGACCCGAGGGAGUCUGCGAAUGUGCCACUGAAAGUGCAUGAGAUGGUGAUUGCAAGGACUAAAGCACGCGCUCAUAAGGAUUACCAGAGGGCUGAUGCUCUUUUAAGUAGCAUUGAAGAAGCUGGAUACAAGAUACUGACCAUUUCAGGUGAAGAGAUACUUGCAAGGAGAUACCGAAUCAGAAUGAGGGGCAUUGAUGCACCGGAGCUUAAUAUGCCAUAUGGGAAGGAAUCGAAAAAUGCGUUGGUGAAACUCAUUGGCGGGAGAAGCGUCAAAAUUUAUGUGUAUGAGCAGGACAAAUAUGAGCGCUAUGUAGGCGACGUCUACUGUGAUAAUGUUUUCAUACAGGAGCAAAUGCUGAAGUGUGGUCAUGCCCACCAUUACGAGGCAUUCGACAAACGCCCAGAGUUUGCAAAGUGGCAGAGAGAAGCAGAAGAUGCACGCCUUGGGCUUUGGGCGUCAGGUAACCCCGAGAAGCCGUGGGAUUAUAAAAGAAACCAGCGCCGCGCAGCGCAGGCUGCAGGGCACGUUGCCAUUCAGGUCUACUAAUGGAGCUGAACUUGGAGUUUCCAGGUCUCAAAUGAUCCUAUAGCCACGCAGUUUGGUAGUGAGAUUCUCGAACAGCUUGCUGCAAAUGAAUGUGUAUGAGUGUCGGAAACCAAGAGCCAAAAUGUAUGGUCUAUGUUUGUGGGAAAUACCUUAUCAGAAGUGCUUUCAGUAGUGUGAACCUGGUAAUGUACAGAUGAGCUGUUGUCAGUAUCAA